Molecule: messenger RNA, 1160 nt
Organism: Gambusia affinis (western mosquitofish)
Lineage: Eukaryota; Metazoa; Chordata; Actinopteri; Cyprinodontiformes; Poeciliidae
Gene: lg07h1orf159
Product: linkage group 07 C1orf159 homolog
Exons: 9
Coding region: 255-839 (194 amino acids)
Source: RefSeq, a predicted model, not a curated record
UCAGGGGUAGAUCAAUGUUGAGCUCCACCAAGAAGAAGCAGUCGGUGGCGUGAGGACUUUAUUUUGAAAAUCGCUUCCGGAAGUCAGCCUGCCAAAUUUUUUAAAACGAGUAUCUCUGAGUCGUAUGAUUAUCUGUCUGAGACAGUCACAGAGGUGGAUCCAUGACAAAUCCACCAACGAACACCAGUGACUGUGUGGUAACAGCCCUGCUGCAGACCAGACCUGCGGGUUUUUAACCCAUACAGGGCUCAAGUAUGGGUUUGUCAUUCCUUUUGGUCUUGGCUGCCUCGGUGAUCCUGAUCAGACCGGAGACGCCUGUAACGAAGGCCCUACAUCAUAACUCUGUGGAGUGCUGUGCAGAGAAACAGAAAGUGAACAAUUCGUGCUCAAAUGACACUCACUGUGAACCAGGUUGCUUCUAUCGUUUGCUGGAGAACAGCAACGUGGUCUGCAUAUUCUGUGACUCUGCAGCUGUGGACAUGGAGAAUGUAACCGUUUGCACAUACAACUACACGUUGGAGCGUAAAAACCACACAACAGUAACAACUGUCAUUCCUAAAAUUGGAGGCCCAGGUGUGGCGGCCUCCGUUCUUCUGGGAACUCUGUUGAUCAGUAUGUUCCUCAUUCUCACUGUUGCCUCCUUUUUCUACCUCAAACGCUCCAACCGGCUGCCUGGUUUCUUCUACCGGCGAAACAAAGCUUUUAUAUUUCAACCAAGUGAGACGGCAGUUAUGAUCCCUUCAGGGAGAAAGCAAAGAUAUGUGAGGAGGGAGCGGCCCUCAACGCGAAACAUCCCCACGAUUCCCACCUCAGCUACCACUCAGGUGCAUAAUUUGUAGGAGGAGUGAUGGGUUUGGUGCAGGUUGGGAAGAAAGCUCAGGAAGGAACUGAAGGAAGACCAGCUGACUCUAGGAAUGUUGGCCAAAUUUAACUACUUCUGCUGCUCCUGCCUUCGUAUCACUAAGGCUGACACUGUUUGUGUUAUUAACAAUAACCUGUCACACUGAUGCUCUGAAUUCACUGGAAAACCACUUUUUUUUUUUUUACCUUUUUCUUCCAGUGAAAAUCUUUAGAAUGACUUCAGUUUUUAGUUGACACACUGUUUCUCCAAUUUUAUUGGUUUAUCCCUACUUCCCGAUUCUUUUUUUUUUUUUUCAAGA